Messenger RNA from Epithele typhae, 1236 nucleotides. RefSeq lists its product as uncharacterized. The record is from RefSeq and is a predicted model, not a curated record. The transcript has 4 exons. Bases 1 to 1236 code for a protein of 411 amino acids. Lineage: Eukaryota; Fungi; Basidiomycota; Agaricomycetes; Polyporales; Epitheliaceae.
AUGUUCACGAUCCGCCAUGACUUACCGAAGCCGCUGUUGGAAGCUCUCCAAUCCCGUCGCUCAGCCGUCGAAACUUACAACAAAAUUCGCGGUGAUAUCAUCCACCAAUGUCGCUUGAACUUUGACGAUCCGACUUCUCGCGCCGAUUUCAUCGAAACACGCUGUCGUACUGUCUAUGUGGACCGUUUGGCCGAAUGCUAUCCCCCUGAAGACCACUGGGUGGCAGACACUCCAGAAAUCGCGAAGCUUUGGCGAGACCACUGUCGCAACAGCAAACUCCACGACAAGCGCGAAGGUCGCUUCCCAAUCUUCACAGUGGACCAGGCGAAGCUCAUCAUUGCUGAGGCGGACGAAAGCAUCCUCUUUCGCGAUGCGAAAACCAAGGAACUUAUCGGCGGCGUCAUACGAGAAUGUUGUUCAUUUCCGGGGCUCGUUCAUGGCGCCUCUCAGGUAGCGGCUGAUGCUUGUAAACAUCGCAAAAGCGUUCGGAAGGACGAUCCCGGAGUACUCGCGCUCGUUGGCUUCACAGCUGGCUCUCGCUCGGCCUGCCGGUUUGACUGGGCAAAGAAUCUCUUGAAACCGAGAGAGGAUUCCGCUUUCAAGAACGAUCUGCGCUUCCGCGAAGCCUCAAUCUGCGCGUUUGCCUGGAACAUGGCUCGCGGGAUGCUACCGAAUGAAGUUAUUGAAAGCUACGAUAGCUUCCUUCAUGGAACGUUCAUUCCACGCAUGAAUUCUUCCAGCGACUUCUUCAGUAAAAUGGGUAUGUAUUCGGUUGAAGACAUACGAGGCCCAGGGGGAAACGUCAAUUAUCGCAAUGUCUACAAGUUUGACGCUGUUGAGCUAGCACCACCUUCAGCUGUGUUUUCGAUGAACUACUCCAGGCGUGUACAUCGCGAAGGCAGUCCGCACCAAUACGUGGCGUCGUGGACCAUCAAUCGCCCUGUCGCGGAUCUGGGAGGCAAUUUCUUCAUACCAGCGUUCGGUAUCAUGAUCAAGUCGGCGAGCAACUCGCUCGUGUUUUGGAAGCCAAAGCUGUUACACUGUACAAGCCUUCGUUCCUUUGGCACACAGGAGCAGCUGGACAACAUAUACGAACUGGGCCUCACAUUUGCGACUUCUCCCCGCCUUCCCAGUGCAUGGGAGAAAUACGUCGCUGCCAACUAUUCCGACGAGGCCGCUCAAGAGUUGGCCGACGAGAUCCGUAACGCUGGCCACGAGUCGGAUGCUGAAGAUUGA